UGAAUGUUGAGUAUAGUUUUGAUGGGUGUUGUUAAAUAUUCAUUCAACAUAAUGUUGGUAUCAUAACAGAUUGAGACUCUUGUUACCCCUGGUUGGGAUCUCAGUGAACGUCCCUCUGCAUCCCGUGAUUUCGCGAAAUUCAUAUGUAACAUGACUCAUCUGAAGAACCUGACACUUGACGGACGGUAUCACGAUGACUUCUACUCAAAAUCGUCUUCGAUGGCAUCAUUCGCAAAGAUUGAGACUCUUGUUACCCCUGGUUGGGAUCUCAGUGAACGUCCCUCUGCAUCCCGUGAUUUCGCGAAAUUCAUAUGUAACAUGACUCAUCUGAAGAACCUGACACUUGGCGGUCGGUAUCACGAAGACUUCUACUCAAAAUCGUCUUCGAUGGCAUCAUUCGCAAAGAUUGAGACUCUGACCAUCAAUUCUGAGGAUCUUAGUGAACGUUCCUCUGCAUCACGUGAUCUCGCUCAGUUCAUCUGUAACAUGCCUCAUCUGAAGAACCUGACACUUGGCGGUCGGUAUCACGAUGACUUCUACUCAACAUCGUCUUCGAUGGCAUCAUCCGCAAAGAUUGAGACUCUAACCAUCAAUUCUGAGGAUCUUAGUGAACGUUCCUCUGCAUCCCGUGAUCUCGCUCAGUUCAUCUGUAACAUGCCUCAUCUGAAGAACCUGACACUUGGCGGUCGGAAUCACGAUGACCUCUACUCAACAACGUUUCCGAUGGCAUCAUCCGCAAAGAUUGAGACUCUAACCAUCAAUUCUGAGGAUCUUAGUGAACGUUCCUCUGCAUCACGUGAUCUCGCUCAGUUCAUCUGUAACAUGCCUCAUCUGAAGAACCUGACACUUGACGGUCGGUAUCACGAUGACUUCUACUCAACAUCGUCUUCGAUGGCAUCAUCCGCAAAGAUUGAGACUCUAACCAUCAAUUCUGAGGAUCUUAGUGAACGUUCCUCUGCAUCACGUGAUCUCGCUCAGUUCAUCUGUAACAUGCCUCAUCUGAAGAACCUGACACUUGACGGUCGGUAUCACGAUGACUUCUACUCAACAACAUUUUUGAUGGCAUCAUCCGCAAAGAUUGAGACUCUUGACCUCUCUGGUAGGGAACUCAGUAAACGUCCCUCUGCAUCACGUGAUCUCGCUCAGUUCAUAUGUAAGAUGACUCAUCUGAAGGACCUGACACUCCUCCAUCAGUUUCACGAUGACUUCUACUCAACAUUGUCAUCGAUGGCAUCAUCCGCAAAGGUUGAGACUCUAACCAUCAAUUCUGAGGAUCUUAGUGAACGUUCCUCUGCAUCACGUGAUCUCGCUCAGUUCAUCUGUUACAUGCCUCAUCUGAAGGACCUGACACUUGACGGUCGGUAUCACGAUGACUUCUACUCAACAACGUCAUCGAUGGCAUCAUCCGCAAAGGUUGAGACUCUAACCAUCAAUUCUGAGGAUCUUAGUGAACGUUCCUCUGCAUCACGUGAUCUCGCUCAGUUCAUCUGUAACAUGCCUCAUCUGAAGGACCUGAGACUCCGCGGUUACUAUCACGACGACUUCUACUCAGCAUCGUCAUCGAUGGCAUCAUCCGCAAAGGAUCACGACCAGAGUCGUAACACGAGCUCCACCCUGACUGAGCUGACAGUGUAUGAUCGCACACUAAAAGGAUGGCAGGAUUGUGGUUCGAUGUUUGACAAUGUGAAGACGGUUACUAUUCGGGUAAAAGGGAGGACGCUCAACUGUGACGUCAUCCAGAGGAUCCAUCUACCAGGAGCAACAGAACUCACCAUUCGAACAGAAGAGUAUGAAGACCAACCGGCUGGUUUCCACGAGGAGCCCACUUCACUACCCGAUGCCCUCCUGAAUAUCUCCCCUCAGCUUGUCAAGGUGACAUUCAGCGAUCUUGACAUUAGCAACAGUAAGAUGGAACUAAUCUUACAAGCUUUCAGAUCACCUCACAACCUCAAACAUCUGAAGACUCUCAGAUUCAUUAGAUGCGGGACAGAUUUGAGCGUGAAUGAUGUCACCACUGCCUGCAAUGAAGACCACGUCAUAGAGGUGGAGGUGGAGCACGGCAAACCACGUGGGUAAGUCAAGACUUGCAUCGCCCUUAAUGGCUGCAUGACAUUUAUGUAUGAUUGC
Strongylocentrotus purpuratus (purple sea urchin) is the source of this 2127-nucleotide messenger RNA. RefSeq lists its product as uncharacterized. Lineage: Eukaryota; Metazoa; Echinodermata; Echinoidea; Camarodonta; Strongylocentrotidae. The transcript has 11 exons. The record is from RefSeq and is a predicted model, not a curated record. The coding region runs from base 151 to 2076 and encodes 641 amino acids.